AUAUGGUUCCAUUUUCUGGUUUCCUACCCAUGGAUGAAUAUUCGUCAACAUAAAUCUUCUCAUCUAUUUUAAAUUCAAUUCCAUCAUCAUCAGCCAUCUUGCUGUGGUUUUGAAGUGAUUUAUAUUUUGCGAUCUCGAUAACCUGGGGGCGGCAACAAAUGUCACUCAAUUGUAUAUAUUCUCAUUGAUUAUCAGUUGUCAAGUGCACAAAUUCUAAUAUUGAUUUAUUAUAAGUCAGUUUAACCAUGAUUCGCUUCAUCCUCAUUCAGAAUAGAGCUGGAAAAACAAGAUUGGCAAAAUGGUACAUGAAUUUUGAUGAUGAUGAAAAACAGAAAUUGAUAGAAGAAGUUCAUGCGGUGGUUACUGUAAGAGAUGCUAAGCAUACUAACUUUGUUGAGUUUCGUAACUUCAAGAUUGUGUAUAGAAGAUAUGCUGGUCUGUACUUCUGUAUUUGCGUAGAUGUCAAUGAUAAUAAUCUGUGUUAUUUAGAAGCAAUACAUAAUUUCGUUGAAGUACUAAAUGAAUAUUUCCAUAAUGUCUGUGAAUUGGAUCUUGUCUUUAAUUUUUAUAAGGUGUAUACCGUUGUAGACGAAAUGUUUCUGGCAGGUGAAAUAAGAGAAACUAGUCAAACAAAAGUACUGAAGCAACUUUUGAUGUUAAACUCAUUAGAAUAAAAUUAUUUUAUGUAAUUUAAUUGUGUUAAAUGUAUGUUAUAUAUGAUCUGAAGAUGUAAUAAGUAAAUUUCCUUAUGAGCAACAAAUUCUAUAAGUUAAUUAAUUAAUCUUCAUUGUGUCUUUGUUUAUGAAUUGACUUUGCAGGAAUAUAGGUUCAAAUAUGUAUGUUAAAAAUUUCAAAGUAAUCUAGUAGUUCAUUGAUGAUACGAUAUUAUAAUGAUUUAUCAUAUUUUUUAAUCCAAUUGUUAUAUGGGUUUUUUACAAUAUUACUUUAUAAGAAUUUAUUGUUAAAUGGAUGUAGAAAGAAAGAAAUAUCUUUAAAUUAAUGUGCCAAACAUUUGAAAUGUAUGGGGGCAAAUAAUAAAUGAAAAAUUAAAACAAA
Molecule: messenger RNA, 1056 nt
Organism: Osmia bicornis bicornis
Lineage: Eukaryota; Metazoa; Arthropoda; Insecta; Hymenoptera; Megachilidae
Gene: AP-2sigma
Product: AP-2 complex subunit sigma
Exons: 5
Coding region: 246-674 (142 amino acids)
Biological process (GO): clathrin-dependent endocytosis; intracellular protein transport
Cellular component (GO): AP-2 adaptor complex; membrane coat; intracellular membrane-bounded organelle
Molecular function (GO): clathrin-cargo adaptor activity
Source: RefSeq, a predicted model, not a curated record